AAAAAGAACUAGCCCUUAGUGCGUAAAAAUAGGUUCUUCCUUACCAGUCUCUGCCGUUGGAUCUGUGAGUUAAACACUGCCAAAGCACAGAAAAGCCAUCAAAUCAAAUCAAAUCAAAGCAUCCAUUUUUCCGCCAAAUACAAACUCCUCCUUUCUAUAAACCACUGAACAAAUACAUAUAUUGUGUUUGAUCAUUCCUUUUUCAGUACACACAUAAAAGGAAGUUAGGGUUGUGAUCAUGGCUGAAGCAGGGAGUCCAGGAGGAGGGCAGGACAGUGGUGGGAGUCCACAGUCCAACUUGAGAGAACAGGACAGGUAUUUACCCAUAGCUAAUAUUGGACGCAUUAUGAAGAAAGCAUUACCUGCUAAUGGAAAGAUCGCUAAAGACUCUAAAGAUACUGUUCAAGAAUGUGUUUCUGAAUUCAUCAGUUUCAUCACUAGCGAAGCUAGUGACAAGUGUCAAAAAGAGAAGAGAAAGACGAUCAAUGGAGAGGAUUUACUAUCCGCCCUGGCUACCUUAGGAUUUGAGGACUACGUUGACCCGCUCAAGGUCUAUUUGACUAGGUACAGAGAGGGAGAUGCCAAGGGAUCUGCAAGGGUUGGAGAUGCAUCUGUUAGAAAAGAUAUAGCUGGAAGUCAGCUUGGGCCGAAUACUCAGUUUGUCUAUGACGGUUCUUUUGCACAAGGCUUAGACUAUGGAAAUUCCCAAAUAUGAAUUUUAACCUUCAGAACUCGGGGAUGACGUGGCCGCCGUUCUACCCUCACUUAAAUAUUGGACUUAGUUCGCUCAGCACAAGGUUCGAACUUGUGACCUAAGACAUAAGUCCCUCAACCUUUGCUAAUUGAGCUACCCCCGGUGGCAGAAACUUAACAACUCCUAUUAUUUCUGUUAUCCUUUGAAAUUUACUGGACAUCGAGAGAUGAAGGUGAAAUAAAAGAGCUAGUUGAAGGUAAAUACAGAUUCUUCAUGGUAUUCCUUGAGGGGUCGUUUGGUUGCUUGUUAGGAAGUGAACUAUUUAUGUAUUAAAAUCAGCAUAACUACUACAUGUUUGGUAGCAUUUUAGUUGCUAUGUAUGAAAUUCAGUGCAUCAUGUACGGUGCUUGGUUACCAGUUUAUAAUCCCGCAUAACUAAAACGUAUAUAGGUUAUGAGUAAAUUUAUGUAUCGCUUUAUGCAGGGUAGAAGAUGGAAUAACUAAUACAUGAAUUAGUAAUACAUGAUAACUAAACCCUGCAUUACUGAAACCUGCAUAACUCUAACCAACAAUCAAACGACCUUUAAGUUCAUUUCGUUGUUUUGUUUUGCAUGGUUGUUGAAAGAUAGGGGAAAGUUUGUGCUCAGAUAAGUAAAGAUGGAUUAUGUUAAUUUUCAUGAAAUGAUAUGUCCACAAUUUCCUCCUUGUUGUAGAACACAAUAAAAGGAUAUGAGACAUUUUAUUUUGAGGGACAGAAUGUAUCUAGCAAUCAUCUUUGUAUUAAAAAUAUUAGUUUGAUCCACAGAGUUGAUGAAGCGUGAAUAAAAUACUUGAGAGAA
Molecule: messenger RNA, 1533 nt
Organism: Lycium barbarum (goji berry)
Lineage: Eukaryota; Viridiplantae; Streptophyta; Magnoliopsida; Solanales; Solanaceae
Product: nuclear transcription factor Y subunit B-10-like
Exons: 5
Coding region: 239-715 (158 amino acids)
Biological process (GO): regulation of transcription by RNA polymerase II
Cellular component (GO): CCAAT-binding factor complex; nucleus
Molecular function (GO): RNA polymerase II cis-regulatory region sequence-specific DNA binding; DNA-binding transcription activator activity, RNA polymerase II-specific; protein heterodimerization activity
Source: RefSeq, a predicted model, not a curated record